Onychomys torridus (southern grasshopper mouse) is the source of this 3585-nucleotide messenger RNA. It is a transcript of the gene Card6, whose product is annotated as caspase recruitment domain family member 6. The transcript is spliced from 4 exons. Gene Ontology annotation, biological process: regulation of apoptotic process. The record is from RefSeq and is a predicted model, not a curated record. NCBI's taxonomy places the organism in Eukaryota, Metazoa, Chordata, Mammalia, Rodentia, Cricetidae. Bases 59 to 3508 code for a protein of 1149 amino acids.
UUCUGCGUGACAUCGCCCCUGACCGUGUGUGCAGUGAGCGGCUGGGACUGGGAUCCCGAUGCGGGAAAGCCAGCCAGCUUCCCAGGAAGCGAUGGCCACUGAGAAUGCUUCUUCAGAAAUCAUAGACAGACAAAGAGCAAAGUUGCUUCAUGUCCUCCAGCAAGACCCUGAUUCUAUCUUGGACACCCUAGCCUCUCGGAGACUGAUUUCUGAGGACGAGUAUGAGAUGCUAGAGGAAAUUCCAGAUCCCCUGAAGAAAAGUCGGAAGCUGUUAAUUGUGGUGCAGACGAAGGGAGAGGAGAGCUGUCGAUGUUUCCUCCAGUGUUUGUCUAACGCGUCUCCAGAGGCGGCCACCACUUUGGGCGUAAAUUACCAAGUCCCACACCAGGGGGCUGAAGCGUCCAGGUCUGCGGAGGUGAGCAGGGGUCCCGCAGACCCCUUUUCCCUUGGGAGGGAAACCCGGGAGAAUGACGCGAUUUCAGUGCUCUCUGAAGAGAAAGAACGUGUCGAUUGGGAACCGCCUGAGGUUUUCCGGUACCAGGAAAGUAAGGAGAGAAAAACUUCAAGAUCCUCCAGGAAGAAGGCGGAGGGGCGUGGCGCAUCACAAGUCCUGACGCCACAUUCAGUGGGAAGAGUGGAGCACGAAGCUCCAACGAGUAUCACCUACUUCAGUGGUGGAGAAAGAUACCAGGAGCCAGACGAUUCUCUGUACUUAGCAGAAGGGGAGGAUCCAGAGUCUGAAGGGUACCCCGGAGAUGUCGAGGCCGUUGUGGAGGACGGGGCCUCCGAUGACCUGCGGUGCUUUGCAUAUGAUGGCGAAGAGGACCGUGAGUAUGAAGAAACCGUGGAGUUUUCUAACGAAGAAAGUAGCUGUGAAAGUUCAGAGAGCAGCAUUUCAUUGGAAGAGGAAGAGAAAAGCACUGAAGGAAGAAAAAGAGUAUUUCAACAUGUCCUGUCCUGUUUGAACAUGGAUAGAAGCCGAAAGCUUCUCCCAGAUUUUGUGAAGCAGUUUUCCAUGGAUCGAAGAAGUGAGUGGACACCCGAGACUCCAGGAGACUUAGCUUGGAAUUUCCUGGUGAAAGUUCAGGCAUUAGACUUGACAGCCAGGGAUUUUAUCCUUCGGCGCAAGAUGGUGGAUGAGGAGAGCGAAGAGGGAUUGCUGGCUGGAAUAGAGAAGUUAGGAAUUGAAGACAUACAAACUAUCCAUCCCCUUGAUGUCCUUUGUGCCUGCAUGCUUUGUUCGCACAGCUCUCUGCAACGUGAAGUCAUGGCAAACAUGUACCAAUGCCAGUUCGCUCUUCCCCUGCUGUUGCCAGAUGCAGAAAACAACAAGAGCAUCUUAAUGCUGGGGGCCAUGAAAGACUUAGUGCGGAACCCGAUGCAGUCCUUGGGAGGACCCCCCAGGGAAACAGAAACAUUUCUGAGUCUCAUGAAGAUGCCUGUCCUCUCCUUCGUGCGACUCGGACACUGUAGCUUCUCCAAGUCCAGAAUCCUCAACACGCUUCUCAGCUCCUCCCAACAGAAACCACACAAAAUCUUUCUCCAUAAGGAUCUGUCUGUUCCUGUGCUUCCUCGGCAAAUUUCUGAUGGCCUGGUGGAGGUCACGUGGUGUUUCCCUGACAACAAGGAGCUAAAGGAAUGUCCUCAUGUUUUCCAAAAGCCUGUUGCUGUGGCCAACCUUCGUGGGGAUCUCGAAAGCUUUUGGACACAGUUUGGUUUUCUGGUGGAAGUUUCCUCAGCCUUGUUCUUUUUCACUGACUGCCUGGGCGAGAGGGAAUGGGACCUACUAAUGUUUUUAGGAGAAGAUGCCAUUGAGAGAUGCUACUUUGUCCUCGGUCCCCAGGCCAAGGAGAGUGAGGAGGCUCAGAUGUUCCAAAGGAUCCUGAGUCUGAAGCCGUCACAGCUGCUGUUUUGGGAAGUGGAGGAAGCUGGGGAUAGAAGGAAGACAAUGGAGGCCCUUCAAGCUGCCCUCCAGGAAGUAAUGUCCUCUUCACUCAGAUGUGUGUCCCUAGAAGAUAUGGCCUCUCUGGCCAGGGAGUUGGGGAUUCAGGUAGACCAAGACUUUGAAAUUACUCAAGAUAUUCAUGUUUCCUCCAGAAUAGCUGAAGGUGAGAACCAACAAACGCAUCAGACAAAAAGCCCAUCUGAAAACCAAGCUCAGGUGCCAAUCACAGAGCCUGGGGCCCAAUGUGAGAACAGCCAGAAUGCUCAGAAUCUGCAGCAGACUCCAGUAUUCACGUCUCAUCCAGUAGACCCAUGGCCCCUGCCUACUGCACUUGGAAGUAAUUUCUACCAUGCUUCCUUGAAAGCCCCGUGGGUUCCGAGCUCCUGCUUUGGGUCACAACAGAAAGCUAAGUGGUUCUGUCCUUUGCCCCAUCAGAAUACAGGGAUUCACAGCAGAGGUAAAAGCUUUGGUAUUCAGGACUUCCAACCCUGGAGAUUUUAUUCAGGGGAAGGAUUCAUGAAAUAUUCAGGGACUCCUCGGGGGUAUCAUUUGAGUGGAAAAUUUGGGAGGUCACACAGACAGACUUCUCAUGGAUGGACCCAUCCUGAGAGCCUACAGGAAGCAAAAACUUUUCCAAGGUCUGGGACAGUGGCCUCUCGUGUAGGUCACUCACAUUCUCCAGGUUCACAAGCAACAAAAGCAGCUGGGAAGCCACAGCCCAUGAAAGCCUGUGCCCAGGGCAUGCAACUGACUGAAGCAACUGGAUCUAUGAGGACAACAUCUCAUAUUAAGUAUCCUCACCCUCCAUCCUGUCUGCCAGCAGGAGCCAUUCAAGAACGAAAAAUACCUGUUUCUCAUCAAGGAUCUCAUGGAAUAAUAAAGGGAAGGACUUCAGAGCCAGCUUUCCAACCAGGGUAUCAAUCCACAUCUGGGGGUAAACUUUCAUCUACUUCCCAGGUCAACUCCCAUCAACCCAAGUUCCAGGUCAAACACUUUGAGUCCAUUCAACCUUCUCAGAAAAAAACCCCUCAUCCCCAGCCCUCCCAAGCUAAACACCCUCAUCCCCAGCCCUCCCAAGCUAAACCCCCUCAUCCCCAGCCCUCCCAAGCUACACCCUCUCAUCCCCAACCUUCCCAAACUAAACCCACUUAUCCCCAGCCCUCCCAAGCUAAACACCCUCAUCACCAGCCCUCCCAAGCUAAACCCUCUCAUCCCCAACCUUCCCAAGCUACACCCUCUCAUCCCCAACCUUCCCAAACUAAACCCACUUAUCCCCAGCCCUCCCAAGCUAAACACCCUCAUCACCAGCCCUCCCAAGCUAAACCCUCUCAUCCCCAACCUUCCCAAGCUACACCCUCUCAUCCCCAACCUUCCCAAACUAAACCCACUUAUCCCCAGCCCUCCCAAGCAAAACCCUCCUCAUCCAGAUCUACUCAAUUCAAGCCACAUAGACCCCAUCAAUCCCAAUCUAAGCCUUUUCAACCUAAAUCUACUCAACAUUCAUCAUCGCAGACCAAGCCUUCCCAGGCCAAGGCCUACUACCCAAGAGCAGGGAAACGUUAAAGAACAUACCCCAGAGACCCAUGAGGUAUGUUCUUUACAUAUUCUGUUCCUCUCAUAUAACAGUCUGAAGAAGAGUU